Messenger RNA from Rhizopus microsporus ATCC 52813, 1892 nucleotides. RefSeq names its product Krr1-domain-containing protein. The record is from RefSeq and is a predicted model, not a curated record. The transcript is spliced from 3 exons. The coding region runs from base 1 to 1788 and encodes 595 amino acids. Gene Ontology annotation, biological process: endonucleolytic cleavage in ITS1 to separate SSU-rRNA from 5.8S rRNA and LSU-rRNA from tricistronic rRNA transcript (SSU-rRNA, 5.8S rRNA, LSU-rRNA). NCBI's taxonomy places the organism in Eukaryota, Fungi, Mucoromycota, Mucoromycetes, Mucorales, Rhizopodaceae. Gene Ontology annotation, cellular component: nucleolus; 90S preribosome.
AUGAAGAAAGAUCGUAGAGACAGUGUAUCAAGUACCAGCAGUAGCUAUAGCACCGAUAGCAGUGAUAGUAGUGCUUCUUCUAGCGACAACACUGAGGAAUUCCAAAUUCAAAUUAGAGAAAGAGAAGAUCCUAAUCAAGAUUAUCAAAGACCUGAAUUAUUAAAACAAGCUAUUGCAGAAAUUGAAGCUGAAGUAGCUGCCAAGGCUGAAAAAGAACAAGCUGACAGCAGCAGUAGCAGUGAAUACGAAUCAGAUUCAGAUGAAGAAGAAGACGAUGAUGCUAAACAACUGACACCUGCUGUUGACUCACAGAUCUUUCGAACCAUUGCUGCCAUUCGCGCCAAAGAUCCGCGCGUGUACGACAAGACGGAUUUCUUCAAAGAUAUCAAGCCGGAGACAAAGGAGACCAAAAAAGGAGAGAAGCCAAUGACCCUGAAAGAUUAUGAACGUGAGAUGCUGCUCAGCCACGGUGGUCAUGUUGAGGACGAGGAUAGAGAAAAUUAUGGCCAAGAAGAGCUCACACACAAUCAAGAACAGGAAGAGCUGCGUAAUGCGUUCAAAAGUGUAGCUGAAAAUGAGGAAGACGAAGAUGAUGAUUUUUUGAUCAAGAAAGAAAAGACAAAAGAGGAGAAAGAACAAGAAGAAUCUGAAUAUAAAAAGUUCUUGUUGGAGCAAAUGAAGAAUGAUGAUACAACCAAGGAAGCAUUUAAAGAAUGGACUAAUUAUAAGAAUAACCCAAAUAUCAGUGAAGAAGAUGCUUUCCUGAUGGACUAUGUCUUAAACCGUGGGUGGGUUGAAAAGGAAAAUCCACAUGUUGAAAUCAAUGAAGAGGAAGUGGAGAAGGAUGAAGCAGAGUUGGAUGAUAUUGAUCGAUUUGAAAGUAAAUACAACUUUAGAUUUGAAGAAGAGGGUGCAUCUACUAUCCAGUCCUAUGCUCGAGACAUUGAUGGAACAGUGCGUAGAAAGGAAAGUAAGAGAGCAAAGAGAAGAGCAAGAGAAAAGGCCAAGAAGGAAGCACUGAAGCAGCAAAAGAUUGAGGACUUGAAGCAACAAAAGAAUAAAAAGAUGAAGGAGAUUAAGGACAAAUUAAAGGAAAUUUAUGAAAUUUCGGGUUCAAAGGCAUUAGGAUUAGAAAAUAUAGACUUGGACGCAGAUUUCGAUCCUGAAAAAUUUGAUGAACAAAUGAAUAACGUGUUCAAUGAGGAUUACUAUGCAGAAGGAGAAAAUGUGAAUGAAAAACCAACUUGGAACGAUGAUAUUGAUACCGGCUUACCUGAUGAUGACAAUGAUAAUUUCAUUAUGGAUGCAGACUAUCUUCCUGGUGGUGAAAAGUAUACAGGCAAUGAUAAAAAGAGAAAGCUUGAAAGUGAAGAUAACGAAGAUAGUGAAUCAAAGAAGGCUAAAAGAGAACAAAUUGAAAAGCUCAUGGACGAAUAUUAUUCCCUUAAUUAUGAAGAUGUGAUAGGCGGUGAUGUUUAUACUCGAUUCAAAUACACAAAGACUGAGCCUGAAGAUUAUGGAUUGACGCCUGAAGAAAUCCUACUGGCUGACGAUACUGAACUAAAUAAAUAUGUUGGCAUCAAACAACUGGCUCCAUACCGUCCAGAAUAUAAGAAACAGGUAGAAAAGAAAUACUUUAAGAAAAACAAGACUAUGAAGAAGAGAGAUAUUGAAAAGCAUAUCGCACAGGUGGUCGAAACCCUUCCACCGCCACCACCAACAGCACUUAAAUCAGAGUCAUCAAAAAAGAAAAAGACUCAAAAGCAAAAGAAAAAGCAGACUUAUUAAUAAAAAAAAACUGUAGACUUAUUGCUUUAAAAUUGAUUCUUUCUUUUGGUCAUCAACACUAGGUCAAUCAUUUCUAAAAAAAGAUUUCAGUGUGUUCACGUGAU